This is a messenger RNA of Phalacrocorax carbo (great cormorant), 2227 nucleotides long. The record is from RefSeq and is a predicted model, not a curated record. Lineage: Eukaryota; Metazoa; Chordata; Aves; Suliformes; Phalacrocoracidae.
UAAAAGCUACUUGCAGUGAAAUUACUAAGUAUCUGUUAACAAAUGCAGCUGAUGUUCAAUUCCCACUAGUCUAUGACAGUAUGCCGUGGGCACUCUUGUCAAAUUUAGUUUAUUAACCUCACUGAAAACUAAAGAAGCUUUAUCUGUGUUUUGAAGCAGAAGAUAUCUUAACAGUGAGCAACCUUUCCAAUUAACAGAUAAAUCCCCCUUUUAAAAUGGCGUGUUUCUUCCUGAAUGCUGGUGUCAUUCUUUCUGUGUUUAAUAUAGUCACAGCUGCAGGACAAGUGGUUAUGUAUAGCAGCCUUAAGAGUCUUCAGCUCCCAUUAGCUAGAAUAUUGUAAUUAGUGCCUCAAAGGUUCAGGCCAUUUGUAUGAUACCAUUUUCUGUCAGGCUAAAGUCAAAUGGAAAGACUGGAUUCUCCAGCCCCUGCUUGGGGAAAGGACAUGUGAAGUAAGGGGAGUUGCUGACCAGCAAAGAAGAGAGAAACUGAAAAAGAAGAUAGCCAGGUGUGAAGAAGAAAUGAGCGUGGGUAAAACUGCCUCCCGAUCCAGCUCAAGAGGGAGUGGAAGGCUGCUGCCAUCCCCUUUUGGAAAGAGUUUCUUGGAAGCAGAAGAGAAAGAUGGUCUCUUCCCCUGUGCUCGGCAGGCACGGUACCUAUCAAGAGCAUUGUCUCCUUACGGCGAGCAUGGCUUGGUGUGCUCCAGUCCAAUAAAAUAUGCCAGAAGAGAUUGUCGGAAUACAUUUAAUGCAUCUAACUCAAACUCAAGUGUCAGUACAUCGAGUACACCAAGAAAAUGCUCUGGACUUCCAUGCAGUUGCUCCACUGAUAGUUUUGUGAGCGUUAGUCAUUCCCAGAGGCGUCAAGGAAGCAACUCCAAAAUACGCAGUGGGGAUCUUCUAGACAGGCACUCUGAAUUCUUCACUGAUAGCCGAAAACCUUUUACUCCACGCACCUUAAUAUCAGAUGCUAAAUCUUUCCUGUCAGAGUACAGGUAUUACACUCCUGGUCGAAGGAAAAGGAAAAAUCACUGCAAGCAGCAUGUGGAAGCUCAAACACAGACUGAUGAGAUCAGCUUUCCAUCUGCUGACAAAGCGUCUGAGAGAACAGUCAUUACUGAACAGCAGAAGAUCCCGUUGAAGGCUGAAGAUAGAAGAUACACUGUGGAUGAGCCUCAGAGAGGAAUAGCUGCUUGUCCAUACUCCUUUCUAAGAGAGACGUCAUUGUAUUCUCAGCAGCCUUCAGCAAGGAGGACAAUCGAGUCUGAAGAAGAAGAGCUUUUAUAUUUAGCUUUCAUUGAAGAUGUAACAAAUGAAAUUCUUAGCCUUGGGCUAUUUUCUAACAGAGUUUUGGAACAACUGUUUGAGUGUCAUAUACAAGAAAAUAAGAACCGUUUGGAUGAGAACAAAAUGCGCCACUUCUUGGAUGUACUGAAAGCAGACCUCGGCUGCAGCCCAGGCAGCAGUGCGGAGCAAAUCCAUGCAGGCUGGGAAGCCUUGGACUCACUGGAUCUGCAAGAGUUUGAUACAAUGGAAGAGCUCGAGUUUACCAGUAAAAGUCAGAGGCAGACAAAAGCUACAAAAAGCGAAGAAUUCUUUGGGACCAUGGACUUACUAAAGGAACGAAAAAAAUGUGAAUCACCAAUAUGCAGAGAAAGUUCAAUGGAGACACAGAGCAAGGAUGACUUUUCAGAAGAUGUCGCUAAAAUGAUGGAUGCUGGGACAGAAUUUGAUUCUUGCGUGAAAUCUGAAGACCAAGACACUUCACCCUCACGUGAGGCAACUUUAAACUUGAUUACUUGUGACAGUGAUUUGGAAGCCAACAAGGAACUUGAUGAUCUUGAGGAAAGCUUUGCAGAGGCCCUUCAGAUCUCACAUGACUAUUCAUAAUAGUAGUCAAAACUUGGCUGUUAAAUAAGGAUAGAGCUAGUUCUGUGGAGAACUGCCAUAUUUUAAAUAGUAGUAAAUUAUUUGUUUUAUUUUCAGUUUAUUUCUGUUUAAAUACUGCUAAAAUCUCCCUAGCAGGAUGUUGUUAAUUUCUGUAUUAAUGUAGACUCUUAAGGGUAAAGUGUCAGUUAUCAAAAAAUUUUGUAUAUUUUUGUCUAUAAUUGUAUAACUCAGAACUAACUUUUGAGAAUAUUGAAAUUAGAUGUAUAUUUUUAGAAAGCUCUAAUAGUAAGUUAUGAAAUAUUUAUUGAUUUUAUUUAUAAUAAAUACAUUAAUUGCUAGU